AUGAACGCUCUUCGCUCCGCUACCGCUUCACUAUCCUCGCGUACAUUAACGCAUUCGGCACGACCGACUGCCUCGAGAGCGCUUAGGAGACCCGCUGCACCGGCGAUGCGCUGGUAUUCAGAGUCGGCCACAGAAAAGCCCUCAGACGCCAGCAAGCUUUCGGGAGAGGCCUCCGAGGCUUCCAAGUCCGAGGGGGACACGUCGUCAGAGUUGGAGGCAGAGUUGAAGGCAAAGGCAGCUGAGGUUGUAGACAUCACGAGCCGUCUACGCUACUUGCAGGCCGACUUCUUGAAUUUACAGCGUAACGCUGCGCGGGAGAAGGAGCAAACCCGCGACUUUGCCAUCACGCGCUUCGCCAGCGAUCUCCUUGAGACUGUCGAUGUUCUGGCGCUUGCUCUCAAGUCCGUCCCGGCCGAGCUCGUAAACCCGCCAGAAGCCAACGCGUCUUCGUCGCCGAGCACUUCGGCCAAUGCCGACAAGACACCCACCGACCACCUACGCGACCUCUACAACGGUGUCGAGCUCACACACCGGCAGCUACUCCAGACGCUGUUCAAGUACCACGUAAAACCAUUCGAUCCCACCGGUGACAAGUUCGAUCCGAAUAUGCACGAAGCUCUCUAUCAAGCACCCGUUCCCGGCACGGAGGCAGGCACCGUCCUCGACUGUCAGAAGAUUGGGUUCACCAUCAAGGACCGCCUGCUUCGUGCAGCGCAAGUUGGUGUCGCACAGGAGACCUCAUGA
Messenger RNA from Peniophora sp. CBMAI 1063, 744 nucleotides. NCBI's taxonomy places the organism in Eukaryota, Fungi, Basidiomycota, Agaricomycetes, Russulales, Peniophoraceae. The record is from the annotation of a GenBank genome assembly.